CCAUAUAUGUUGGGAUGAGUCUCUGAAAAGAUGUUUGUAAACAAUGUGUUAAAUUUUUUGUUCUUCGUUAAAUUCUAGUUGUACAGUAUGGAAUGGACUGUUCACCCAUAUUUACCUUUUUAUAUUGCCGCGUUUCUGCAGUCAGCGUAUGUACGGGCGUGUGCCUACAAUUCAUAUACAACGCCCAGGUGCAACACGCGCAAAAAGAAAAAGCGACGUAUCAUCUGCAGAGGUGCAGAAUGCAACAAUAAAAUAUCCCGAAAUUGGGAGUUUACACCCAACGGAUCAAAUAUGUAUUACUCAGAUGAACAGAAGUUACCCUUGAGAUUGGUGUCAUAUAAUGUGCUGGCUCAAGAUCUCCUGGAGAGCCACAGACACUUACACGCCGAAUGUUAUAAGGGUCUGUACAAGAAACGAACAGGGGCCCGAGUGGAUGGUGUUGCCCUGUGGUACCGCUCAUCGCUUUUUCGUGUGGACAUUUGGAGUGCUGUUGAGUUCAACAUUCCCGGGGAACCUUACCUGGAUCGUGACAAUGUUGCUAUAGUAGCCAGAUUGGUUCCUACGAUACCUGGUUGGCAGCAUUUGGCAGUCGUAGUAGCCACCACUCACUUGCUGUACAACACUCGCCGCCAUGACAUAAAACUGGCUCAGACCCAGUUGCUGUUAACAGAGUGUGAGUCGCUGGCGUAUCGCUCAGAUGCCGCCAGAUUUGGUGGUCCACAGUAUUGGCCAUUGAUAAUCACAGGAGACUUUAAUCUCCUCCCAUAUUCAGGAGUGUAUAAAUUGCUCACAAAAGGGAGACUGGAGUAUGAAGGCUUAUGUGCCAAGACUUUGACACUGAUGCCUCCAGGAGAAGAUGGGAAAAGACUUGGAAAGAAGUUAAUCUCUCCAGAACGUAACAUAACUGACAAUUGUCAGUAUGUCUAUGACAUCCUAAACAGGCUUGAGGUGGAGGCUGGAGCUCCAGUGCAAGAAUGUUUGGCACCAACUCUAGACACUACACUACAGAACAUCAUCUCUAAGCAACCUGCUUGUGGCAAAACAUCAUUGCUUCGCAGAUCUCAAGUUAGUAUCACCAUUAUACUCUU
Messenger RNA from Schistocerca serialis cubense, 1088 nucleotides. RefSeq names its product protein angel homolog 2-like. The transcript is spliced from 7 exons. The record is from RefSeq and is a predicted model, not a curated record. Lineage: Eukaryota; Metazoa; Arthropoda; Insecta; Orthoptera; Acrididae. The annotation marks the transcript as partial. Gene Ontology annotation, molecular function: 3'-5'-RNA exonuclease activity.